GGGGAGGAGAAAUCAGCGGAAGAGGAAAACCGCCAUCUUCGUGAGGUCUUCAUUCGUGAUGCCGAGACACUGUUCUGCUGGUGGCUGCAAGUCCCGUGACACCAGAGACUCCCGGAAGGCUGGCAUCACUUUCCACAGGUUACCCAAAAGGGAAAACCCCCGGAGGGCCCUUUGGAUCCUCAACUCCCGGCGCACAGGCCCACAGGGGCAAGGCCCGUGGGACCCCCAGAGCGACUUCAUCUACUUCUGCUCCAAGCACUUCACCAAAGACACCUUUGAGCUCUCGGGAGUCAGUGGUUAUCGGAGGUUGAAAGAUGACGCAUUGCCCACAGUCUUUGAGUCCUCUGCACCAAAGGGAAGGGCCACGAAAAGAGCCACACGGGGCAAGGCAAAGCAAGCAGACACGGCCAGACCUGCCAGGACAAAAGCCAGGUCUUCCAAGGAGGCUUCAGGCAAACAGGAUGCCCAGCAGACAGCCGCAGAUUCUGAGAGUGUGACUGGUGGAGAAGCAAGCCACACAUCAGAGGCAGCCAAUGGAGAGGCAGACAACCAAGAGAGGGCGGACACAGGGUCUUCCUCUCAGGCGUCGUCAGAAAUCCCCGUCACCCCUCAGCAGACCCACCAAUCGGCAUGCGACACCGUGACGGAUCCUGUCCAGCAGCCCUCGUCUCCCAGACCUCCCUCCCCGUCCCGCUACAUGAGGCGUCUCCCGCCGCCGCCAGGCUUCUACCUGCCCAGAGAGCACAGCUACGCGCAGCUCUGCCCCCUGGUGUGGCGGAAGCGCUACGACAGGGCCAUCGACAACCUGGAGAAGGCGCUGCGCUUGCUGAGCGCCGCCCGGCGGCGGGAGAACCGGCUGCGCCACGCGCUGAUCCGCCUGCAGGAGAGCCGGCUCAAGAGCACGCUGUUCCGCCUGCGCGACGGGGGAGGGGGGCGCGGGAGAGAGGGGCGCGGAGGACGGGGGAGACCCCCCUUCGGGCGUGGAGAGGAGCUGGGCGCGCGGGGCGGGAGCGGGAGCGAGGAGUCGGGCGGGUGGAGGGGAUCGGGCGGAGCGAGAGGCAGCGGCGAGAGGGAGGAGGACGACGGGGGCUGCUGCUUCUACUGCGGACGAGGAAGGGACGACGAGGCGAGGGCCCCGCGGGGCGCGGAGGGAGACCGGGGGCUGGACGAGCGCGACGGCGAGGCUCGGCGACGGAGGCAAGUCGCCAAGCGAGGCCGCGCGAGAAAAGCGGCGGAGACCAGGGCCGACGCCGUCGCCAGGGACGCUCCCAAGGAGUGCUUCCUCUACUACUACCAGAGCGCGGAGAAGGAGGACGACGUGCAGGUCGUGACCCUGGGGCUCCCCCAUCCUCCCCCGAGAGACAAGGACGUCUACGCCGACGCGUCCCGAGCGCUCCCCGUCGUCGUCCACCCGCCGGCCGAGGCUGGCUGCGUGCAGGUGCACUCGUUGGCGGCGGGUGACGGCGCCUUCCCCACCGACGCGCUCCAGGACUCCGGCGGCGGCAGCACCGCGCUCCAGCUCCUCCAGUCCAGCGCCUCCUCCGCUCCUCAGGGGCUGCUGCUGGCCGACCUGGUGCCCGGCGAGGGCGCGGCCACGCUGGUGGAAGGGCAGCAGGAGUACUGGGUGCAGCACGCGGCCGACGGCAGCGUGGUGCUGCUUCCGGUGGCUUCCGCCGAGGACGGAGGCGUGGCCGCGCUCAAGGGUCUCAACGAGGACGCGGAGACCCAGAUGAUAUUCGUGUCGGACGUGGGGUUUCACAGGGAGGGGAUACGGGUGGAGGGCGACGCUACUGGCCUGAGGGCUAGUGACAGACAGGGCGGCCUCCAAUCAAAUGUCAGAGGUGCAGUUCUAAGUGGAGAUGUGAAGGAGAAGUUAAAAGAACACUUAGAGGGAUUUCAGCUUCAGUUAAGCAAUGAAUUCAGUGACUAAAACAUUUGUAGACAAAGCUACCUGUUGAUGUAUAUAGAGGUACUACUAAUUGUUUGUUUCUUUUUGUAGACUGUAUAAUUGACUCAUGACCUUAAUGACAUCGUUGCGGUUUGAAGGGAAAACCAUAGCCAAGGGACUUUGAAGAAGCACUGUGUUUGUAUUGUGUUCCAAAACCUGAGUUUUCACUGAGUUGGUGCCUUUCAUGAGAACAGUUUGAGACUGAAUUUCACAAUAUUUUGUGGUUAUUGCAUACAUGCAAAUGGUUAUUGUAGCCAGUUCUUACACAACCAUUAAAUGUGUUUUUAUUUGCCUCAAAAGAUCAAAGGUGUCAAAAAUUGUUUCAGAUCGUGAUACUGAUACAAAUCCAUUUGUCUACAUGCUGUAUAAUAUUACUAGAUGCACAUUU
Messenger RNA from Sardina pilchardus (European sardine), 2336 nucleotides. It is a transcript of the gene thap7, whose product is annotated as THAP domain containing 7. Lineage: Eukaryota; Metazoa; Chordata; Actinopteri; Clupeiformes; Clupeidae. Gene Ontology annotation, biological process: regulation of DNA-templated transcription. Bases 59 to 1930 code for a protein of 623 amino acids. Gene Ontology annotation, cellular component: nucleus. The record is from RefSeq and is a predicted model, not a curated record. The transcript has 6 exons.